Messenger RNA from Mya arenaria, 3305 nucleotides. RefSeq lists its product as uncharacterized. Bases 315 to 866 code for a protein of 183 amino acids. The transcript has 2 exons. NCBI's taxonomy places the organism in Eukaryota, Metazoa, Mollusca, Bivalvia, Myida, Myidae. The record is from RefSeq and is a predicted model, not a curated record.
CUUUAUUGGUAUAAUCUUGCAUCCAUUGUGUUUAUCGGACUUAUUUAUUAAGAUAAGAAGUUGAAGUUUGAUCGCGCAUUUGGCAUAAAUUCUUUAGCGUACUGUGUCUCUUUAACAAAGAUUUUGACCGUUCGUUGAUUUUCAAAGGAAUAAUCACCUCUUCACUUCUCAAACAGUUUUCCUGAUUGUUUUAAGCAUUAUCAACGUUCAAAAUAAUUAUCUGCGUAUUCUCAAAAAGCAUUUAAAAUGUCGGUGCCUUCACUAUAAGUCUUCAGAAGCGUUAAGGUUAAAUAUAUAUAUUUUCGUGAGGAGUCAUGGAAGACAUCACUUUUAGCAAGGUUGUCGGAAAGGACAUAUUCCUUCACGCACCGUCGGGGGAUAUGAGACUAUGUGCGGCCAUUUGUGAACUUCCGGAUCGAAACGCAAGGGCGUGUACGUAUUACUGUCCAAUGUAUGAAUCGGUGAUUGCAGCCACACCGGCGUCAGUCACCAAGUCUACGUCCUUGUUAUACGAGACACCUGACGUUCAAACCUCCAGGACGUUCUGCAUACCAGAAGUGCUGUUGGUCGUCUGUGUUGCAGCUGCUGUAAUACUUAUUAUUGCGACAUACACACAAAGAAAACGAUUGGAAGUUGUAUUUUCGCGAAUACAACUAAGACUACUUCACCGAUCCAUCCCUCCCAGAACAUCUCAUGACGCAGAAAAGGCUGUACCGAAUUCUCCUCUAAACGAAGAAAAGUCUGCAAGACCGCUGAAUGAUACUGAUGAUUGUGAAAUAAACCAUCUAAAUCGUGGUGAAGAAACACUACUUGGACCCUCCUCUCCUCACAGGAAAGAACAGACAGCACCCACUCUGAACCCAUAAGAGAUGAAAUUUAAUAUUCGUCAUAAAGCGCUAGAAGAUAUUGGCGCUUUGGGCAGAAUGGAACUAACUUAUCAUAGCACUAUAUGGACGUUGGCAUUGACAUGCUUUAUAGUAAGAUUAAUGUAAUGCAUAUAACAUGAUAUUUUUUAAGUUUGUCAUUUAUUUAUUUAUUUACUUAAUAAUUUAGUUAGUUAGUUAGUUAAGUAUUUAUUUAUUUAUCUAUUAAUUUAUUACUUUAUUAAUUGAUUUAUUAAUUAAUUUAUUUAUUUAUUUGUUUAAUUCCUUCCUUCCUUCCUUCCUUCCUUCCUUCCUUCCUUCCUUCCUUCCUUCCUUCCUUCCUUCCUUCCUUCCUUCCUUCCUUCCUUCCUUCCUUCCUUCCUUCCUUCCUUCCAUCCAUCCAUCCAUCCAUCCAUCCAUCCAUCCAUCCAUCCAUCCAUCCAUCCAUCCAUUUAUUUAUUUUUAUUUGUUUUUAAUUUUUUAGUCAUUUCUGAUUAAUAAAAUGUUUUUUGAUUUAUUUGCACAAGCUGCAAAUAGAAGAGAGGGGAACUACAUGGCACCAGUAUAUAUAAUAGGUAUUAGUAUUAGUAUGUUCUAAUUAUCAUAUUAGUUUGAAAGUGUUUUAAGUGCAUCUUUUUCUAAAUGUAUAUUGAUUUAAAUUAAUCGAUUUAUUUUACACUUGCUUCCGUUACUUACUGAUCUGACUCACUGUAUUUAAAAUCGAUUUGUAAAAUAUUCAAUCAUGUAAUGGUACUGUAGAGCGUGUGUUGCGAAAUAUAUAAAUCAUAUAUAUUUGGAUUUUAAAAGCAUUAUACGUGCAAGUGGACGCAUCAACACCAUGGAACUGUACAUGUUUACUUUCCUGGUAAGUUAAAUAUUUCAUGAAUAAAGCACCAUAGCAAGUGAUAUGAAAGUUAUUGCAGCUAAUCAUUUAAAUCACUGUUAACGAUAAUUCUGAAUUGAUUGAUUAUGGUGUUUUUGAUGUGUGCUUUUUGAUUAUUUUCAGUGAAAAGUGAGCUAAUUUGCGUAUAAUCUAAUUUAGUCAUUAAAUAGUGUUUAUAGUGUUUUCUUUUCCAUAGUUUUUUUUUCUUUUUGUCUUUUAUAUAUCCAUAUAUGCAAUAGUAAGAUGACAUGAGGUAAAAUCUUUUUUUCUAAUGGUUACGAAUUGGUGCUGUGAGCGAAGCGAACGAGCCCUUCUUAAUCAUUUAGAAAUUACUUCAGGUCAUCUUACUGACUAAGAAUACAAUCUGAUUGGCUGACACACUGUCAACACAUAAUCUGACGCAGGGCUUGUGUAUCGGACCUUUAAAACACCUGCAGAAGUUGAAACUCUUAUUGAUUAAGCCUAGUACUUGAUAAUUGCCCAUCUGCAAGUUCAUUGGCUGAAAAUGCAGGUUUUAUUAUAAAUAUGUUUAGUCAACAAAUCUCUAGGCUAAGUGUCCAGACGCACUUUCAACUUUCUCUUUCAUUUAUUUCUCAAUAUAAUCUUUAAUUCUAAACUUUUAAAACGUGUAUUUUAUUUAAAGCGGGAUAAACCAAUCAGAAACGUUAUCAGAAAAAUCACAUCAUAAGUUAAUGUUGUAUUAAUUGUAACAAAACAUGUUGCUUGUAUCUUGUCUUUUAUUGUUUUACUGUUGUAGAUAUGCAGUGUAAUGACAUUAAUUGAGUUGUAUUUAUAUUUCUCCUAUAUGUUAUUUAUUAACAAAUUAAAUGUCUUCAAACCAAGAAUUUGUAUUGAUGUUUUGUAUUUGUAUAAUAGUGAAUUUGCAUAAUGUUUAGAACAAAAAUGCAGCUUUCUCCCCUUACCUGUUGUUAGGGGUCGUGAAGCACUAGCCAUCAGUGUUAUCUUGCGUAUAAAUUGGUCAAUUAACCAUAAAAUAUAUAGAAAAUUUGGUUAGUGGUUUCUGACCUGUAUAUGGAUCGUUAACAAUGUUAAAUUAUUUACAUAUAAGUACGCUGCAAGUAGAUCGCGAAGUAAUUUCAAUAUUAGUAUUUAAGCCUAUAGAUAUAAAUACUUUACUAUUAGGAUUUAUGAAAUAAAACAUUUCACUGAAAAUCAAUUUGAAAAUGAAAUUAAUAAUACAAAAAUACACGCUAAAAUACUACAAUUAAUUAAUAUUAUUAUUAUCAAUUUUACGAGCUACUUUUACUUAUGCACCGGUUCGUGAUUGCGGAGAUGGCCGAGGUGUUCCGAUUGAUCUCCUUUAAUAUCAAAGUUUUAUAGAUGGCGAAAUGGCUCUGUGCCAAAACAUAUAUAUCAGAAAAAUCUAAGCUACAUAUUUUCCAUUACAUAUAUAGUUAAAUGUCAGAUUGUUUAAAAGCUACCCGCAAACCUCCCUCAAGGUAAAGCUUAUUGACGAUGUAAAGUUAAUUUACGGUAGUUAGACAUCAAUUACAUUAUUUAAAUUAACAUGUACAUAGCUGUUUAUAUGAAAGUUAAAC